AUGUCCAACAGUACAGCAGGCCAUGCUCGCUGGGUCGACGAGCCUGACCGAAGAGGAACAUGGGCUAUUCUCUCAACUUGCAUCCUGACCAUUACCCUUUGUUGUUGGUCUUCUGUUUAUCCUAACAUUCCUCCAAGAUCGGCAGGUACAUUAAAGAAAGAGAUGGGAAAGAUAAAUCUCUUCUUGGUCGGUCUUCUUGGACCAGAAUUUUUUCUACCCAUUUCUCUUGGACAGUGGUCAUCCGCUCGGGCUUCAGUCAAGAGAUUCCGCGAGGCAGGAUACGAGAACUGGACUAUAGCUCAUGCAUUCUUCGCUGACAUGGGUGGAUUUCUCCUUGAAUCUCCUGGAAGCGAAAUUUUUCCAAUUGACGCCGAGCAGCUAUUCUGGUUGAUCAAAGAUGGGUUCAUAGUUUAUCCAGAGUUGGAUGUCGAGGACAUCCAAGAUAAAAGCAUGGCAAGAGUGAUCGCAGUAUUGCAAGCAGCUUGGUUUUUAAUCAACUGUAUUAUUCGUCUAGCCCAACAUCUUUUUUUGACCACUCUCGAGCUUACUACUCUAUCUUUCAUUCUAAUCUUCUUCGUCACAUCGUUCUGCUGGAAGGAUAAACCCAAGGACAUUUCACGAGCCAUUAUCCUAACUACAAACACCCCUAUUACUACUAUUCGCUCAAGAUAUCAUCCAUACCCUGAAGAAAGAUGGUACCAGACACCACUCGGUUUUCUUUCGCGCGAUGAAUGGGUCGCUGGUCGCCUGUGGCGUUAUUAUGUUCAGAUCCUACACUAUUUACACAUUCCAAUUUUCGCCCGACCGAGCACUAAGCCUUACGAUCAUUUCCCUUCCGAUACCUUCCUUCGUCCUGAUAGAGCAGCGGAGGGCAUUGCUCUUCCAUUCGUGCUACUGUUUGCUUGCAUAUUCAUAUUUGCUUGGAAUUUCGAAUUUCCUACCCCCACGGAAAGGCUUCUCUGGCGCAUUGCAGCAGUCUAUCAACUCGUCUUUAGUGUUGUCGGCGGAUUAAGUAUCGGGUAUGCUGAUGAAGUCAUUCUUCCUAAGUGGUUGGAAAAGACUGAGCUCUUUGAAUACCCACCAAAACGGCAACUCCCUCGACUUGCAUGGAAAUUGAGAAAUAUUCACCCCGAUCGAGAUCCAGACUUGACCCUUCCUUUGAGAAUACUUCUCCCAAAUAUCCUUCUUUCUGUUGCAUAUUGUUUAUCUCGGGCAUAUAUCUUGGUGGAGGAUCUUAUUGGGCUAAGAAGAUUACCAGAGGAUGCUUUCCAGAUAGUAAGCUGGUCGAAGUAUAUCCCUCAUUGGUGA
This is a messenger RNA of Penicillium soppii, 1308 nucleotides long. RefSeq lists its product as uncharacterized. The transcript has 4 exons. The coding region runs from base 1 to 1308 and encodes 435 amino acids. Lineage: Eukaryota; Fungi; Ascomycota; Eurotiomycetes; Eurotiales; Aspergillaceae. The record is from RefSeq and is a predicted model, not a curated record.